GACGUUUCCGGUUAAGACCCUUAAUCUGGAUUACAGUUUGCUUCAUAAAGGAUGGAGGGAGCGACUCAUGGGCUGGAGUUCUGCCUUGCCCAGGCAGACGACUUUGAGCAGGUGAUGUCCAUCUCCGUGGACAUCUACAAUGGCCUCGACUACCUGCCUGUCCGUUACCAUAACUGGCUGAAGGAGCCGUUGCGCAGGGUGAUCCUGGCCAAGAAGGAGGGCCGUGUGGUCGCUCUCGUGUCGGUGUGUGUCAUCGACGAUGGCCAUACCGCUGUGGUGGAAGGCUUGAGGGUGGCCCCCAAUGAGAGAGGCAAAGGAAUUGCAGGCCUGAUCCAGCGGUACGCCUUGGCCCUGAUUAAAUCCCAGUUCCCGAGCCUGGAGGUACGGCGGUACACCAGAACUGGUCAGCUGAGCCCUGACGUUUUUACAAAGUUCCGGUUGAUAUGCAGCCAGGAGGUGCUGGUGAUACACUUCGUGGCAGAGGAGCUGCAGCCCAAGCUGGAGUCUGUCAUCGGCCACCUGAGGGGGAGUGGGGAGGAAUGGGAAGAGCCCAUUCAACUGGGGGCGGGCGAGGUCAAGAAGGUGUUCCUGGACCGGAGGGUGGUGGAAGGGGUGCUGCCAGGGGGCACCAUCAUCCUGGACUGGAUCCCUUACAAGCCUUCCGAUAGCAACCUGGAGAUUCUCCUGAAGCGAGGCAUCACCUGGAUGGCAGACAGCACGGUGGACCCCACCGUUCUAAGCCUGUGCUCCAACGCCUACAAGGUACCUGAGGGAGCCAACCACCGACUCAACAUCGACAUCUUCGGGAAGAAUUUCCCUCAGGCCAGAGCCCAGUUCGUUUUUCAGCUGCGCAAGGCUCUCAGGUUGCUUCAGGGUCCCAUAUACUGCCUUAUAUACAUGGACCUGUCCUUGUGGUCCAACAUGCAGUCCUUCUGCCAGACCGCCUUCGGUCUGUCCUAUCAAAGGCUCCUUGAGGGGCAGAAGGUCUUGGAGGCAGAGCUUUAA
Pristis pectinata (smalltooth sawfish) is the source of this 1005-nucleotide messenger RNA. RefSeq names its product histidine N-acetyltransferase-like. Gene Ontology annotation, molecular function: acyltransferase activity, transferring groups other than amino-acyl groups. The coding region runs from base 52 to 1005 and encodes 317 amino acids. Lineage: Eukaryota; Metazoa; Chordata; Chondrichthyes; Rhinopristiformes; Pristidae. The transcript is spliced from 4 exons. The record is from RefSeq and is a predicted model, not a curated record.